This is a messenger RNA of Perognathus longimembris pacificus (Pacific pocket mouse), 1746 nucleotides long. It is a transcript of the gene Ctu2, whose product is annotated as cytosolic thiouridylase subunit 2. Gene Ontology annotation, biological process: tRNA wobble position uridine thiolation. The coding region runs from base 60 to 1724 and encodes 554 amino acids. NCBI's taxonomy places the organism in Eukaryota, Metazoa, Chordata, Mammalia, Rodentia, Heteromyidae. The transcript is spliced from 15 exons. Gene Ontology annotation, molecular function: sulfurtransferase activity; tRNA binding. The record is from RefSeq and is a predicted model, not a curated record. Gene Ontology annotation, cellular component: cytosol.
GCGUCAUCAGAGAGCGCCGGCCCUGGGCGCCGGCGGCUGCGGCGGGGCCCGGCGCCGACAUGUGCCAGGCCGGCGAGGACUACGCGGACCCGGCGCCCCGCGAGCCAGCGCCCGCGCCGAGGCCCAGAGGCGAGCAGAAGUGCGUCAAGUGCAAGGAAGGCCUGCCAGUGGUGGUCAUCCGGGUGGGCGAUGCCUUCUGCAGGGACUGCUUCAAGGCCCUGUAUGUGCACAAGUUCCGGGCCAUGCUGGGGAAGAACCGCCUCAUCUUUCCUGGAGAGAAGGUGCUCUUGGCGUGGUCUGGGGGGCCUUCGUCCAGUUCCAUGGUCUGGCAAGUCCUGGAGGGCCUGAGUCAGGAUUCGGCCAAAAGACUGCGCUUUGUGCCAGGAGUCGUCUUUGUCGACGAGGGAGCAGUCUGUGGCCAGAGUCCUGAGGACAGAGCAGAGACCCUGGCUGAGGUGAAGCGGGUCCUGCACCGGGUCGGCUUCCCGUGGCACGUGGUGGCGUUAGAGGAGGUGUUCAGCCUGCCGCCGUCCGUGCUUCGCUGCUCUGCCCAGGAGCCGGGAGGGGCCGAGGGGGCCUACAAGGCGGCUGUGGACAGCUUCCUGCAGCAGCAGCAUGCGCUGGGCUCCGAGGGCGGCCCCGGCCCAGCCCAGGGAGAGGGCCAGACGCGCCCACCCGACACCCAGGCCGCCCUGGGCCACGCGGGCCCCGGCGAGUCCCCGACAGCUGCUCAGACCGAGGCCCUGUCCAGACUGUUCGGCUCGGUGAAGACGCUGACGGCCAAGGAGGAGCUUCUGCAGACCCUGCGGACCCACCUGAUCCUGCACGUGGCUCGAGCCCACGGCUACUCCAAGGUGAUGACGGGGGACAGCUGCACCCGCCUGGCCAUCAAGCUCAUGACCAACCUGGCCCUGGGGCGAGGCGCCUUCCUCGCCUGGGACACGGGCUUCUCCGAUGAGCGGCACGGGGACGUGGUGCUGGUGCGGCCCAUGAGGGAUCACACGCUGAAGGAGGUCGCCUUCUACAACCGCCUGUUCGCCGUGCCGUCGGUCUUCAGCCCGUCCUCCCCGCCCCAGGCACCGGAGAAGGCGAGCAUCCACCGUCUGAUGGAGGCCUUCGUCCUCCAGCUGCAGACCCAGUUCCCCUCCACCGUCAGCACCGUGUACAGGACGAGCGAGAAGCUGGCCAAGUCCCCCAGGGAGGGCUGCGCCGCCGGCCCCCCCGGUCCCCACUGUCUGCUCUGCAUGUGUGCGCUGGACAUCGACACGGACGAUAGCGCCACCGCCUUUGGAGCUCAGACCGCAUUGCGUCUCUCCAAAACACCACCGGCCGAGCGUGGGAGUGCCCCAAAAACACCACCGGCCGAGCGUGGGAGCGCCCCAAAAACACCACCGGCCGAGCGUGGGAGCGCCCCAAAAACACCACCGGCCGAGCGUGGGAGCGCCCCAAAAACACCACCGGCCGAGCGUGGGAGCUCGCCUUCCCCCUGCUGCGCCGCGGGCCGGGGCCUGGCCUGCUGCAGGGAGGAGGCCCCGGCCUGCGUCACGGAGCAGCUGUGCUACAGCUGCCGGGUCACCAUGAAGGACGUGCCCCAUCAGGACUCGCUGCCCCCCUACAUCCUAGCUGAGGCCCAGUUCCGCAGGCAGAGGGACCUGGUCACCCAGGAGAUCCAGGAAUACCUGAUCCAGGACAGCGACGGCGAGGCGGAGCUGGCUCAGAGCUGAGCCUGGAGGACAACGCUGGCCG